UGAAAACAUCCAAGUCAAUCUUUUCAUUUUCACAGUUUGCAGUGUUUGUGCCAGACAAUCAUCAUGGCCGGUCAGAAAUCCAAGCAGGCGAAGCCCGCCAAGGUGUCCAAGAGCAAGGAGACUCCUGCUCCUCCCGCUCAACUCGUCGCCGCGAUCAGCGCUUUCCUGAGCGAAUCUGGUCUGUCCAAGACCAAGGACGCUUUCACCAAAGAACUCUCCAGCAAGUCGAUCGACUCUGAUGCGAAGAACGUGCCGUCCCUGCUCGAACUCUACCAGUCCUGGGAAAAGUCCUCCGAGAAGUCCUCCGGUUCUAGCUCUUCGGACAGCGAGAGCGACAGUGAGAGUGAGAGUGGAAGCGAGAGCGAUAGCGAGAGCAGUGAUAGCAGCUCCGAUGAGUCCAGCGAUUCUGAUGUCGAGAUGAACGACAAGUCCGAGUCCGACAGCGACAGUGACAGCGACUCCGAUGAGGAGGAUGAGAAGAAGAAGCCCGCUGCCCCUGCUGCCAAGUCCCAGGGCACCAAGCGCAAGGCCGAGUCCAGCUCCUCCGAGUCUGAUUCCGAAUCUGAGUCUGAUGAGGCCCCGAAGUCGAAGAAGACCAAGGUGACUUCCGCCAAGGAGGAGUCUUCUGACUCGGACUCCUCUGACUCUGAAUCCGACUCUUCCUCUUCCUCUUCCGAGUCUGAAGUGUCCUCCGACUCCGACUCCUCUAGCGAUGACUCCAGCUCCUCUUCUGAGUCUGAUUCGGACUCUGACUCUUCCUCCGACGAGGACGACAAGAAGGCCGACAAGAAGGCCCUGAAGGCUGCUACCAAGACCCCUCUGCCUCCGUCCGACUCUAGCUCCAGCGGCUCUUCCUCGUCUUCUUCCUCCGACUCCGACACCACUGGAACCGUCAGCAACUCCGACUCUGCCGCCAAAGAGCAGUCCCAGUCUGCCCAGACUUCCGCAUCUAGCAGCGCCAGCCCUGCUCCCGGCAACGCCCCCCAGAAGAAGAAGCACACCGGUGCUCGCCCCACUCCUCUGGCGCAGCUGAGCGAGGGUCCCACUGACCACUACCUCUCGAACGACUACGUUCCCUACGCCUACGCCGAGAAGGCCUGGCAGGAUCUGUCGGUCACCCGCGGCAAGGGCUUUACCAAGGAGAAGAACAAGAAGAAGCGCGGCUCUUACCGUGGUGGUCCCAUCGACAUCUCGGGCGGCAAGUCUUUCAAGUUCGAUGACUAGAUCCGCGAUACUAUCUUAGAGAUGGAGACCAGUCUUGCCUCUUAAUAUAGGGGGCCACUCAUGCAUACCUACAGCUUUUACAUGCUCGAAACAAAAUGGGUAUUCAAAAAGUUCUAUUCGCUUAUGAUUCCAUCCAUAUAGAUCUAUAUGCAGCCUAGAUGGGUCAUUGAAUCAUUUUCUACAGCAAGGCGCUACUGGAGCCCGGUCGGAUUGCUUUUCUUGCAGCUUUUCUUUUUGCUUUUUGCUUCACGCUUCUU
Aspergillus costaricaensis CBS 115574 is the source of this 1481-nucleotide messenger RNA. RefSeq names its product nucleolar and coiled-body phosphoprotein 1 family protein. The transcript has 2 exons. The coding region runs from base 64 to 1224 and encodes 386 amino acids. The record is from RefSeq and is a predicted model, not a curated record. Lineage: Eukaryota; Fungi; Ascomycota; Eurotiomycetes; Eurotiales; Aspergillaceae.